This is a messenger RNA of Suillus bovinus, 1446 nucleotides long. Its product is annotated as cytochrome P450. Gene Ontology annotation, molecular function: monooxygenase activity; iron ion binding; oxidoreductase activity, acting on paired donors, with incorporation or reduction of molecular oxygen. The coding region runs from base 1 to 1446 and encodes 481 amino acids. The record is from RefSeq and is a predicted model, not a curated record. Lineage: Eukaryota; Fungi; Basidiomycota; Agaricomycetes; Boletales; Suillaceae. The transcript is spliced from 13 exons.
AUGUUCCCCGCAUGGCCCUGGCAGACUGGGGCAGUCGCCUUUGGUCUGUUAGGCGUUAUCGUCUACUCCUAUCGUUCUCGCAAAUCCAAAUUUCAUCAAUUGCCCCUACCUCCUGGUCCAUCAGAGCCUCCUCUUGGGCAGUAUCCACCCAGGAAGAUUGCUCAGUGGAUAGAACAAUACGGACCAGUCGUAUCUCUCAAUGAUGGAAAAAAUGUACUAGUCAUCAUCGGACAUCAUCAGGAAGCGAUCGACCUCAUGGAGAAGCAAGGUGCAUUCCUCGCAGACCGGCCUCGUUCGGUCGCUGGCGGUGACAUCCUCGGAAGAGGAAUGCGAUUCGUCCAACUUCGCUAUGGAGAACAGUUUCGCAGAUAUCGCAAAAUUUCGCAUGUGCACCUUCAAGUGAAAACUGCUCAGACUUAUGAGCCAAUACAAUUCGCGCAUGCACGUGAGAUUAUUAUGGACAUGCUGAACGAGCCUACAUUGCACCGUCAGCAUAUCAAGCGGUCAGGGAAAACAACUUAUACAUCACUUGACGACCCGUAUCUGUUGCGGCUGCAAAGGAUGGUCCCAAGAAUUCAGGGCGCGAUGGCACCAGGCGCGUACCUCUGUGACGAGUACCCCAUCCUCAAAUAUAUUCCCGGUUACGGGAGAGAGUUGAAGCAGUGGGGACAGGAAGAAUACGAUAUGCUGUUCGGCCAGUUCAAGUGGGUUAAAAGUCAAGUGGAAAGCAAUAUUGCCCCUCAAUCAGUUACAAAGGAUUUCCUCGAUCACUCCGACGAAAACAAACUGUAUGAGCCAGAGAUAGCAUAUCUUAGCGGGUCCCUCGUCGGAGCAGGCUCCGAUACAACGGCUGUCGCUAUUUCCACAGUGUUAAUGGCUGCUGCAGGUUUCCCACACGCACAAGAUCGCGUACAUGAGGAGCUGGAAGUUGUGGUUGGCGGAGAGACCCCUCCCACUUUCGAGGACUGGUCGCGGCUUAUUCAGGUCCAAGCCUUCAUUCUGGAAGCUCUUCGAUGGAGGCCAAUCAACCCAUCAGGAUUCCCGCACCGCGCAAUGAAGGAUGUAAUUUGGAAUGGCAUGUGCAUCCCUGCCGGGGCCAUUGUCUUAGGAAGUAAUUGGAGCAUCGGGCGCGACCCCUCUGUCUUCCACGAUCCCGAAGUAUUCAACCCACAACGAUGGAUUGGUUCAGACGGAGAAAUCAGAGAGGACAUGAAGAUAUUCACUUUUGGUUAUGGAAGACGUGCAUGCCCAGGGGUCCAUAUUGCUAGACGAUCAGUGUAUAUCGCCGUCGCUCUUAUGUUCUGGUCUUUCACGGUGGCAGAAGACCCUAGUGAUCCUAUUGACGACACUGCAUUUACCCCUGGUGUGGUAUCACACCAGAUGCCUUUCAGCCUGAUGUUCAAGCCCCGUAUGGAUGAAGCGUUGUUGAGGAACACUUUCGGUUAA